AUGGGCACCCAAUUGGAUUCAGACAAGUCAGCAGAAACCAGCGAAUACAAAAUGGCCAUACUACAAAUAGGAUCUUUGCUGCUCGACAGACUGACCAAAGUUUGGCUCCACAACGACUUUAUAUUCCGCCAGUUUACCGUUGGGCGAAAGUUUCAGAAGUGCCUCAAACAAGUCCACUCUUUCGCCCAUAAUGUUAUAGUUGAGAGGAAACGACAACGAGCAUCUGGUAGAGACCCUACUGUCGUCGCAGAAGAUGUAUUCGGUCGUAAAAAGAGAUUGGCCAUGUUGGAUCUUUUAUUGGAGGCGGAAGAGAAAAAUGAAAUUGAUUUUGAAGGAAUAAUGGAUGAAGUUAAUACAUUUAUGUUUGAGGUUUGUUGA
Messenger RNA from Bombyx mandarina (wild silkworm), 378 nucleotides. RefSeq names its product cytochrome P450 4C1-like. The record is from RefSeq and is a predicted model, not a curated record. Gene Ontology annotation, molecular function: monooxygenase activity; heme binding; oxidoreductase activity, acting on paired donors, with incorporation or reduction of molecular oxygen. NCBI's taxonomy places the organism in Eukaryota, Metazoa, Arthropoda, Insecta, Lepidoptera, Bombycidae.